Molecule: messenger RNA, 1638 nt
Organism: Daucus carota subsp. sativus
Lineage: Eukaryota; Viridiplantae; Streptophyta; Magnoliopsida; Apiales; Apiaceae
Exons: 3
Coding region: 1-1638 (545 amino acids)
Source: RefSeq, a predicted model, not a curated record
AUGAAAGUGAAUUGCCGACUUCAGGCAUCUUCACCGUUUACUACACUCAAGAAAGACAACAGCACGUUGCCUAUUAACACCAUAUUCAAGCUUCCAGUGCCAGUUCCCAAAUGGCCACCAGGUACAAAUUUUGCAAGUGGAGAAAUUGAUCUAGGAGCAUUACAUGUUUCUCAGAUCACAUCUUUCAAUAAGGUUUGGGCUACCUAUGAAGGGGGGCCAGACAAUCUUGGUGCAACAUUUUAUGAGCCAACUUCAAUCCCGGAAGAAUUUUUCAUGCUCGGUUGUUAUGGCCAACCUAAUAAUCAGACUCUAUAUGGAUGGGUUCUUGUUGCUAAGGAUGCCUCAUUACCUGCGGAUCCACCAGGACUAACUUUACCAAUUGAUUAUACUCUUGUUUGGAGUAGUGAGUCUCAAAAAAUUAAACAAGAUGAUGUUGGCUAUAUUUGGCUUCCAGUUCCACCAGAUGGUUAUACGUCUGUGGGUCAUAUUGUCACAACCUCACCACAGAAGCCCCCCAUUGAUAAAGUGCGUGUUGUUAGGUCAGUAUUAACUGAAAGUGUUGAAACUGACACUUGGAUUUGGGGAGCAAACGAUGGUUUCAAUAUAUAUAGUUUGAGGCCAAUGGAGAGAGGAAUUAAGGCAUUAGGAAUAUCGGUUGGAACAUUCAUUGCUAAAAAAGAUGGGGAGGAAAUGUCAUUGUCUUGUUUAAAAAAUUUGAACUUGAGUUAUCCAAGUAUGCCAAAUUUAGAUCAAGUUCAAGCACUCAUACAAGCUUAUGCUCCUGUGGUGUACUUCCAUCCUGAUGAAAAAUACUUCCCCUCGAGCGUAAGUUGGUUUUUCCAAAAUGGAGCAUUACUGUAUACAAAAGGCCAAGAAUCUAAUCCGGUUCUGAUUGCUCAAGAUGGUUCAAAUCUUCCUCAAAAUGGUUCCAAUGAUGGUAACUAUUGGAUAGAUCUCCCGACAGAUAAAAAUGCUAGUGAUAGUCUCAAGAAAGGUAACUUGCAAUCUGCAGAGUCUUAUAUCCACAUUAAGCCCGCUCUUGGAGGCACAUUUACUGAUAUUGCAGUGUGGAUCUUCUACCCUUUUAAUGUUGGUGAACAUGUUAGUGACUGGGAACACGUGACACUAAGGGUCAAUAAUUUUAAUGGGGAGUUGCAAAGUGUAUAUUAUUCAGCCCAUAGUAAAGGAAUUUGGGUGAGUGCCCCUGAACUUGAGUUUGAGAGCAAUAACAAGCCCAUUGUUUAUGCCUCACUGUACGGGCAUGCAUCAUAUCCUCAUGCAGGAACAUUUAUCCACAAUGUUCCACAACCAGAGAAAAUUAUAAUUGGGGCACGAAAUGAUACCUCAAAGAGCAACUUCAAGAUGGAUACUGCAGCACAAGUUAGCUUGGUUGGAGCUGACUAUUUAGGGGGCUUAGGCAUUGUUGAACAACCGUGGUUGAAUUAUGCAAGAGAAUGGGGUCCAAAAAAGGAACUAGAUCUCGACAAGUUGUUAAAAGGUGUAGACAAAUUCUUACCUGGGAAACUAAAGGACGCGUUUGAGCGUUUUGUACGAAGCCUCCCUCCUGAGUCAUUAGGCGAGGAAGGGCCUACUGGACCGAAGUGGAAAGAUAAUUGGAGCGGGGAUGAGAAAGUUUAA